CUCUGCAGUGUCGCUGAGCUGGUGCAGUGCAAGACACUCGCUCAUCCUCACCGAUGGUCUGCAGAACAAGGGGGACUUUAAAAAAAAAUUAACAUCUGAAACAAAACAUCCUACAGUAACAAAAAAAUCUUGAAAAAAAUAACAAAAUAACAAAAAAUCCAUCAUGAGCUACGAUCCUUAUAUCUCCUACAGCAGCGUCUCCUACCGCCGCACGUGGGACAGCUACCGAGGCUCUUCUCGACCUUCCACCACCAAAUCCUUCAUGUACUCCCCUCUCUACUCCUCCUCUUCCUCCCGAGCCCUGGGCCUGGCGGCUGGGAAGCAGCGUCCACCCGCCUCUUCCUCACUGCCGGAUGCGUCUGCACGGAUGGACCUGGCCGAGGCCUCCAGCCUCAACGCAGAGCUGCUGGGGCUCCGCAGUCAGGAGAAGGAGCAGCUGGUGGGCCUCAACGACCGCUUCGCCACCUACAUCGACAAGGUGAGACGCCUGGAGCAGCAGAACCGGGCCCUUCUGGCAGAGCUGGAGGCUCUCAGGCGGAGGCAGAGGGACCCGUCUCGUCUUCAGGGGCUCUACGAGGGUGAAGCCCGGAGCCUCAGGGCUGCAAUCGACCAGAAGACAGGAGAUAAGAUGCGCAUGGAGGCAGAGAGGGACUACCUGAAGGACGUGUACGGGCAGCUGAAGGAGCGCUAUGAGGAGGAGGCGCAGUGCCGUGCGGAUGCGGAGGAGGCCCUGCAGAGGGCCCGGGAAGAAGUGGGGCGGGCCAUGCUGUCUAACUGCGAUGCAGAGGCCAGCGUUGUCUCCCUGGCCGAGGAGAUGGGCUUCCUGAAGAAGGUGUUUGUGGAGGAGCAGGCAGAGCUGCAGGCCCAGGUUGUGGCGGCUAACGUGUGUGUUGACAUGGAGGUGAGCAGGCCAGACCUGUCUGCGGCACUCAAGGAGAUCCGGGCGCAGUACGAGCGGCUGGCCAAUAAGAACAUGCAGGCGGCCGAGGACUGGUACCGGGGGAAGUUUGAAUCCGUGGCGGAGAUGGCAUCGAAGAACAACGAGGCGGUGCGCUCCAUCCGGGAGGAGACCAUUGAAUACCGCCGGCUGCUCCAAUCACGCUCUUCUGAGAUCGAGGCCCUGCGGAACGUCAUCGAGUCGCUGAACAAACAGCUGGAGGAGCUGGAAGAGCACCAGGGGGAAGAGGUCACGAAGUAUCAGGUGAGGAUAAACGAUCUGGAGUGCGACAUCAACGAGGCAAAGCAGGAGAUGUCUCGCUACCUCAGAGAGUACCAGGACCUUCUCAAUGUUAAAAUGGCUUUGGACAUUGAGAUCGCGGCAUACAGGAAACUGCUGGAGGGAGAAGAGUUCAGGCUGACCUUCUCUGCCCUGAACUAAAUCCUCUUCACACUGAACCCCAAUAACCCCAAACCUCAAUAUCUCAAUAGCCUAUACCCUAACCUAAACCAUACUCUUUAGUCUUAUAGCCCUACCAUUGGUCCUCCUUCCACCCUUACCUAAACCCCAUACUACCCCACCCUUACCUAAAC
Oncorhynchus gorbuscha (pink salmon) is the source of this 1530-nucleotide messenger RNA. RefSeq lists its product as uncharacterized. Gene Ontology annotation, biological process: neurofilament bundle assembly. The coding region runs from base 164 to 1378 and encodes 404 amino acids. The record is from RefSeq and is a predicted model, not a curated record. Gene Ontology annotation, cellular component: intermediate filament; cytoplasm; postsynaptic intermediate filament cytoskeleton. Gene Ontology annotation, molecular function: structural constituent of postsynaptic intermediate filament cytoskeleton. The transcript has 3 exons. Lineage: Eukaryota; Metazoa; Chordata; Actinopteri; Salmoniformes; Salmonidae.